AUGGGCCGAUCCCAGUUCUUACUUCCUCCUGUGUUCUUGCUGAUGGAGCUGGUAAACCACGUAGGAGUUUCUCAUACUAGGGUCUCCGAUCUCGAACGGGCUGCUUCGGUGAGAAUUUAUCCCGGUACGUUUAUUCGCCGGUCCAGAAAUGAUUCGAAAAAUGGGUUCUCAGUACCACAUUUCCUUGUCAAGACACGAUCUCGAGAUGAGCGACAUAGUUCAGCAGCAAUGGGUAUUAAGAUCACCCUCGGUGCUCCAAUUUCAUUGCGGAAGAGAGACCGAAGGAGUAGUAUCACCGAGUAUGAACGGUUUCAGGCCGACACCCAGGAGCUGUGGAAGCAGAGAAGAGAAUUUGGAGCGUACCUUUUAUAUCGAGUUCAAUAUGGACCACUUGGUCUAUCGAAAGGCUGCACUGGCGACCCCUGGAACAUCGGAACUAGUGUAACAUGCUUUGGCGUAUGGAGAGAUGUACCGACACUUUCCCACUUAUUGCCAUACCUCGUAUCCCUUCUCGGGAAACGGACUAAACAUAUCGUAAUUAUCGGUUCAAGUCCAAAGGACGCGUAA
Messenger RNA from Lindgomyces ingoldianus, 567 nucleotides. RefSeq lists its product as uncharacterized. Bases 1 to 567 code for a protein of 188 amino acids. Lineage: Eukaryota; Fungi; Ascomycota; Dothideomycetes; Pleosporales; Lindgomycetaceae. The transcript has 6 exons. The record is from RefSeq and is a predicted model, not a curated record.